Psammomys obesus (fat sand rat) is the source of this 887-nucleotide messenger RNA. RefSeq names its product methyltransferase like 26 (gene Mettl26). NCBI's taxonomy places the organism in Eukaryota, Metazoa, Chordata, Mammalia, Rodentia, Muridae. The transcript has 6 exons. The record is from RefSeq and is a predicted model, not a curated record. The coding region runs from base 78 to 851 and encodes 257 amino acids.
UGGCAGCACUGCUGGGAUGUUGGUGGCUGCAGCUGCUGAAAGAAACAAGGAGCCCAUCCUGCGCGUGCUCCGCCAGUAUGUGGAUUCUGCCCAGCACGGCGUUCGCGUGCUCGAGGUGGCCUCGGGUUCCGGACAGCACGCCGCGCACUUUGCUCAGGCUUUCCCGCACGCCGAGUGGCAGCCAUCGGACGUGGACCAGCGCUGCCUGGACAGGACUUAGCCCCUGUGAGCCACUGAGGGGCCUGGCCGGCCCUCGCCCACGCGCUGUUCUCCACAGCAUUGCUGCCACCACUCAAGCCCAAGGUUUGUCCAAUGUGAAGCCUCCGCUGUACCUGGACGUGACCUGGGAGUGGAAGCAAUGGGGCGGGAUUCCGCAGCGAUCGCUGGACCUGUUGCUCUGCAUCAAUAUGAUCCACAUUAGCCCCCUGAGGUGCACUGAGGGACUCUUCAGAGCAGCAGGACACCUGCUCAAACCCAAGGCUGUGCUGAUCGCCUAUGGGCCCUUUGCAGUCAAUGGGAAGAUCUUUCCCCAGAGCAACGUGGACUUUGACCAGAACCUCAGAUGCAGGUCAUACCUGGGAACCCAGAAUGGGGGCUUCGUGACACAGCCCUCCUGGAGGAACUGGGCCGGGCCAGCAGCUUGGUCCUGGAGAGGAUGGUGGACAUGCCAGCCAACAACAAGUGCCUGGUCUUCCGGAAAGAGGAGCCUCCCUUCGGCCUCCCGUGUGCCUACGUCUCUGUCAAAGGCCCUGUCUCGGUAUGAGCCGGACCUCGGUCCCUCCCUCACUGGGGCAGCCCUCCUUGUCUGGUGGCCACAGGGCUGCAGAGAGCCCAGGUACAGCAGGUCUUGAAAUAAAGCCAUUCCAGCCCCCUUUGGGCUAUCUAUA